GAGAGAACAGACGGGGUGGGGGAAUAGGUUGAUCGCAGGAGACAGAAUUUACCCGCUUGAUAACGACACGCGGCGGACCGCGUAGAUGAGGCACACCGUAGGUAUGUGUAAGGGGACCCACCAUCGCGGAUCUGUCUCGUACGAUCGGUUCCUCGGGGCGGAAGGUGGGGAUCGUCUGCAGGCUCCUCCGGGCAGACGGGCCGCUCUCUGUGUGUUGCGCUACGGCACCUCAGUUGCGGAAGAAAAGCCCUGCUUUUCGGACGCGAAUCUAUAUUUCGCGGGGAGAGAGCUGCACGUUGCUUCGCCACGCUCGCCUGCGAGCCGCCGACCGAGGAAUCGUGUCACCGCCCGGUCGCGAGCCCGGUUCCAUCCGAUCGGCGAACUUUGUUCGCCCGAGGCUGCAACGGUUCGAACGAGCUGGCGCUCGUCAUCGUCCUCCUGCUCGUCUCCGAGCGUCAGCCAGCCGCGCAUAAAUCGGCGGGUCGCGCGCACGAGCUGCAGCAGUCAACCCCCUGAUCUCCCGGCGUAGGUGUUGGCCCAACCGCGACCGAGCCGAAACAUGGAGAACACGUGACCGUGACAAAGUGACGGGACGACACGAGGCGCGUUACUAGUAGAAGCGAAAGGAUAAGAGGAAGAAGGAAAGACGAGGAGGAGAAGCAACAGCAACAGCAACAGCAACAGCAGCAACGCGUGAUUCCGCGUGAGUGAGCGCGGGGGUUGAAGCCGAUCGGAACGGAAAAGCGAUGCCAAGGGCCGCGUGGAAGACAAAGUCACAUCGUAUUCGUGCGAUACGCGAUUGAGGUCACUGAAGAGGUCCGCGCGAAGUCGCAGCCGCCAGCUUGUGCUGCUUGCUAGUCGCGGGCAGUCGCGACUAUUAGCUCGAGGCGAAGAUGAAGAACAACUCGAGCAACUCGAAUCACGAGAAGAACGGGCCGGAGAACCUGAAGCUGCUGCAGGUGCCGACGACGCCGCCAGCUACACCCUCGUCGCCUACCACGCCGACCAGAGGUGUCGAGGAUGUCUUCAGGGAGCUGCCGAUCACCGACGACACCUCCUGCGGCAUAUGGUGCUUCAAGGGCCCGAUCUUGCAGCGGUUCGCCAACAAGAAGGCCUACGUGUUCCUCUACGGUGUGCUCGGCUGCAUAUUCUCCGCCAGUUACGCCUACUUCAACGGCACCAUCACCACCAUCGAGAAGAGAUUCAAGAUACCCUCCAAGACAACGGGUCUCAUCACAGUGGGAAACGACAUCUCGCAGCUUUUCGUGUCCGUCGUUCUGUCGUAUUACGCAGGAAGGGGUCACAGGCCUCGAUGGAUCGCAUUCGGUAUUUACACCGUCGUGCUCUUCUGCUGCCUAACGAUGCUGCCGCAUUUCCUCUACGGGCCCGGCGAGGACGCCCUGUCGCUUACCAAGGAAUACGGGACGAAGCCGCAGAGCACGCGGAACAUGAGCGUGAUUUCCGAGAAGCACCGGAAAUUCCUCUGCCUGGCCAGGGAGAGCCGCACCACUGACUGCGAGGUCGACGACGUGAACUUUGCGCCUCAGGUGCUGCUCUUCAUAGCGCAGUUAGUGUCCGGAGUGGGUGGCUCCCUUUACUACACCCUCGGAGUGUCGUACAUGGACGACAACAUACAGAAGUCGAAGACGCCGGCGUUAAUCAGUUUCUCCUACUUCCUGAGGAUGCUGGGGCCGGCGAUUGGCUACGGGCUGGCCUCGUUCGCCUUGAAGUUCUACAUCAGCCCGACCCUAACUCCCACCAUCACGACGCAGGACCCGAGGUGGCUGGGCGCUUGGUGGCUCGGCUGGAUCAUCUUGGCCAUUCUGCUGUUCAUCUUCGCGAGCGUGAUCGCCCUCUUCCCGAAGACCCUGCCGAGGGCGGCCGCGCGCAAGGUCCUCGCCUUGGAGCGCAACCGAUCCGCCGCGAGCAUCAAGGGCGAGCAAGAAUCGGAGCUACCGGCCUCGAUCUCGGACAUGCUGAGGACAUUCAAGCGGCUGCUCACCAACACCACCCUCAUGUGCAACAACCUGGCGACGGUGUUCUACUUCAUGGGCUACAUGCCGUACUGGAUCUUCAUGCCCAAGUACAUCGAGACCCAAUACAAACAGUCGGCGUCCGUCUCGUCGCUCAUCACCGGCACGGUCGGCCUGGUGUUCAGCGCCUUCGGGAUCCUGCUGUCCGGUCUGAUCAUCUCCAAGUACAAGCCGAAGGCCAGGUACCUGGCGGCGUGGAACGUCAUGAUCGGCAUCAUAUCGAUCAUGGGGAUGAUCUCCUACGCCUUCCUCGGCUGCUCGGCGAACGACAACCAGAUCGCCAUCCAGCCGAGCGGCGCCCUGAAGACCAAGCUGCCCUGCAACGAGCAGUGCAACUGCGACUACGUCACCUACAACCCGGUGUGCUCCGAGCACGGGCAGACGUUUAUAUCGGCUUGUCACGCCGGCUGCCGAAACAUGAAGCUUUUCAGCAACGGCAGCAAGGUUUACACGAACUGCAGCUGCGUGAAGCCGAAGCUGUCCCGCUCUCUCACGCACUCGUACGCCAACAUCACCUUCCCGUUCUCCACGGAGUCGCCGCUGGACACUACCGAGCCCCUCGUCGAAGCUCUGGGAACGGCUAUUCCGGGCUCGUGCCCGGUCGACUGUAUGCACAAGUUCUACAUCUUCCUCACGGUGGUGUGUCUGCUGAAGUUUAGCGGGGCGACCGGGAGAGCGUCGAAUUUUCUGGUUUCCGUGCGGUGCGUCGACGAGAAGGACAAGACGGUCGCCAUGGGCUUCGGCUUGACGAUCAUGAGCCUCUUCGCCUUCAUACCGUCGCCUAUACUGUUUGGAUUCAUAUUAGACAAGACCUGCCUCGUGUGGGGCAAAACGUGCUCGGGCACGGGCAAUUGCUGGCUGUACAACGGCGAGACCCUGAGGUACCUGCUGAACUUCACCGCAGCCAGUUUCGUAACGAUCGGCACGUUAUUCGACGUGGGUGUCUGGUAUUACGUGAAGGACGUGAAGAUCUUCGACGAGGAGAUCGAGCUGGAGGACAUAGCCGAGGAGCCCGGCGAGACGCUCUAAGGAAUAAUUAUCGACUUCGAGUAAGCUCACUCGCGCCCCUACGGGGCGUGCGUCGCGCGAAAGGGAGCCUCACGAGGGGAUCACGAGGAGGGAGGGCGAAGAAGGAGCAACCGCGAAGGACGCCGCGAUGAGCGAGAACCGACAAAUAAAGACUUUACAAGUACCUUAAGCAUCCCCUUAGAUAUAUUUUAAGUAAUCUAGACAGAGUCGAUCGAUUGGUAGAUCAUCCGCGGUACUCGAAGACGAGAGCAACGCGAGACCCCUUUCCCAGGUCUCGUCGAUCCCGGCCUAAUUAUGACCCAUCGCGCUUCGAUCGCGACAGCCGCGCGACGGCUGCCGAAUUAGCGCCUGCGGUUUGCGGCUGGAACGUAUAUUUUGCUUUACUUUGGAUUCGAGCGCGAGCGAGCGCCAAAGAACGAAGGCCGGUCUUAAUUGCGCCGAUUGUGCCGAUGGCUCAUACGAGGUGUAUCGGAGGUGUACGCGCUCCGUGCGCGCCGCUUACAGACUGUUAAUGAUGAGAGCAAUGAUGCACGUUGUCUUAGCGCAAAUCAUCUAUAAAGUCAAAUAAUUGUACAUACAAUGAUUACACUUGUGGAAUCAGUAUAUAAAUAGUAAGUAACUAUAAUUUAUCUACUCUCGCACGCGUGCACACAUACACACACACACACACACACAUACAUAAUAACAAUUACACGUAUGAUGUAUAUAUCGGUUGUUUAGACAACGAGUUGCGAGCUCCGCUCGAAAGAAUCCUUUCCCGGAGCGUCGGAAUGGAAUUUUAAUCUAUAUGCAGGACUCGUGUCGAGCGCGGUCGGCUUACUUUCGAGUAAAGAGGUUGUCACCGUUGCCGCAGAGAGGGUAGAGAGAGAGA
Messenger RNA from Harpegnathos saltator (Jerdon's jumping ant), 3933 nucleotides. RefSeq names its product Organic anion transporting polypeptide 58Dc (gene Oatp58Dc). Gene Ontology annotation, biological process: sodium-independent organic anion transport; transmembrane transport. Gene Ontology annotation, cellular component: basolateral plasma membrane. The coding region runs from base 894 to 3062 and encodes 722 amino acids. Gene Ontology annotation, molecular function: protein binding. The transcript is spliced from 8 exons. NCBI's taxonomy places the organism in Eukaryota, Metazoa, Arthropoda, Insecta, Hymenoptera, Formicidae. The record is from RefSeq and is a predicted model, not a curated record.